GCCAGGCCCGACUGGCAGCUUGGCCCUCGGGACCUCGUGGGGAAGCUGUCCGCGUUUCGGACCUGGCCUUCGAGGUCCCCAACAUCCCUCCUCCCGCCGUCUGAGGGAGGGGUGGGGCAAGGCGGGGAGCCGGACUUCUCCUGCGCCCGCGGGGCCGAGGCCGCCCGCCCUCGCGCUGCGACCCAUCUCCCACAGUUCCGGCCCUCUCUCCUGGGCCCUGCGGGGAGGAGAGGGGUAGCUCCCGCCCCGAGGAGGCCGAGGCGGGCACUGCCAGGCCUCCCUCCCUGACCCUGCCCUGCACAGCGCCCGGCACACCGUCGGGGCCUCCUAAAUGCUGGUUGACGGACCGAUCGAUAUUGAUGCAACUACCCCCACUAAAAUGUACCUGUCUCCUUGCUGUGUAGAAGUGGGUGUCCCGCUGGGGUGGACCUGCCUUAGGCACCUCAGUGGGUCUUUUUCGGCCACAGCCGCUCUAGAAGAGUGAGCCACCUCAGGGGGUUGCAUCUCAUACCUAAGAGGUCACAGAUUCUGGAAGGACCGAAGUUCCCUCUGUGCCCAGCAACAGGAAUGUUUGUCAGGUGAGAUGGCAGCAGUGGGGCCAGAGCAUGAGUCACCUCCCAUUGCACCUCCUCUCAGCUUCUCACCUGGGACACAGUCUGGACUUCAGCACCACCAGGCUUUGCUUCACCUCUAUGAUCAUGAUUGUAAAACUUUUAAUAAGAAAGAGGAGGCUGUAUCAAAGCAAAACAUUAUGGAAGACAGAAAGUCACAUGGAAUAAUAUGGGAAAAAUUCCUAAGUGAAGCUUCUCAGGGACAGAAGUUUACAGAAGUUUCUGAAAUGCAGGACAGUUUAGAAAGGCAGAAAGAGGCCCUUUGUAGAACUAUCAUUUACAAAAUAACUCCUGGAGGAAAAAUAAGCCAUGAACAUAAAGACUAUAAAAGAAGCUUUCAUCUGAGCUCAAACAUUGGACUUCAGGAAAGUCAUAAAGGAGAGAGACCCCACAAAUGUGAAGCAUGUGGUAAAAGCUUCAAAUUUCAGUCAGGUAUUAUUAAACACUUGAGACUUCACACUGGAGAGAAGCCUUAUGAAUGUAAGGAAUGUGGAAAAUUCUUUAGCCAGAGCUCAGAUGUUACCAAACACCAGCGAAUUCAUACUGGGGAAAAACCCUAUGAAUGUAAUGAUUGUGGGAAAACUUUCAUUCAUAGCUCACAUGUUAUUAGACAUCAAAGAAUUCAUAAUGGAGAGAAGCCCUAUCAAUGCAGUGAAUGUGGAAAAGCUUUUAGCCAGAGCUCAAACCUUAUUCGACAUCAGAGAAUUCAUACUGGAGAAAAGCCCUAUGAAUGUAAUCAUUGUGGCAGAUCUUUUAAUCAGUUUUCAUUACUUAUAGAACAUGAGAGAAUUCAUACUGGAGAGAAACCAUAUCAAUGUAAGGAAUGUGGAAAAACAUUUAGUCACAGCUCUGAUGUUAUUAAACAUCAGAGAAUUCAUACUGGAGAGAAGCCCUAUAUAUGUCAUGAGUGUGGAAAAACCUUCAGUCGUAGCUCAGGUGUUAUAAAUCAUCAGAGAAUUCAUACUGGAGAAAAGCCCUAUGUAUGUAACAAAUGUGGAAAAGCCUUUAGAGGGUGGUCUGGCUUUGUUCAACAUCAGAGAACUCAUUCUGGAGAAAAGCCUUAUAAAUGUAGUGAAUGCGGAAAAGCUUUUAUUCGGAGCACACAGCUUAUCAAGCAUCAGAGAAUUCAUGCUCAAGAGCACAUUCCAAAGAAUAAACCAGCUAAUGUAGUAAAAAAAGAAAAAGGAGCAUCUGGGAGAGCAGAGAAUCCAGUUUAAAGCAUCUUUUCUAAGGUUUUUAAGUUCUUGGAGGUCAGGCCUUUAACUUGCAUUAUACAGCACUUAACGAACCAUCUCAUAAGAGUUGCUAAA
Molecule: messenger RNA, 1921 nt
Organism: Dromiciops gliroides (monito del monte)
Lineage: Eukaryota; Metazoa; Chordata; Mammalia; Microbiotheria; Microbiotheriidae
Product: zinc finger protein 3-like
Exons: 3
Coding region: 584-1828 (414 amino acids)
Biological process (GO): regulation of transcription by RNA polymerase II
Molecular function (GO): DNA-binding transcription factor activity; RNA polymerase II cis-regulatory region sequence-specific DNA binding
Source: RefSeq, a predicted model, not a curated record